Messenger RNA from Paramacrobiotus metropolitanus, 907 nucleotides. RefSeq lists its product as uncharacterized. The record is from RefSeq and is a predicted model, not a curated record. The transcript has 3 exons. Lineage: Eukaryota; Metazoa; Tardigrada; Eutardigrada; Parachela; Macrobiotidae. The coding region runs from base 279 to 833 and encodes 184 amino acids.
ACCGCUCUUAUGCAAAAUGCAGUAGUAUUACUGUGAAUACCGGCAGCAACUCCCGGGUGCACUGCAUCUUCCGGUUUCGCAUUUGGUGAUUAUAUGAAGACAAAUCUGGAGAUCCGAAUGCCGAUGUAUGGAUUGUAAAAAUAUCUAUAUAAUAUGAUAUAAAAGGCAAGGUUAAUUUAUGCCCGAUUACGACAAUGUCAGGCAUGCAUUGCCGUUAACCGGUACUGUUUGCAAAAUGCGUGACCUUAAGUGAUAUUCUGCUAUUCGGAACACCAACCAUGAAAUUCGGGCGGAAAAAAUCUUCCAAGAUGCAGCCGCAUGCCGGUAAUGGAGCAAUCCCGUCGAAAAUGCCGUCAUCUUGUCCAAAUGACGCGGAAAGUACAGCGUCGACAUCCGUGUCCGAUUUGGUCACUGUACAAAGUUAUCCCGAAUCAUCGCGCUUUGACCACUUUGUAUCGACCAUUGGCAAAGUGAUGCGCCCGCCAGCUACUUGCGUCGAUUCCGGCAGCGUCCAAUCAGUACAAUCACGACCGGAAGAAGGUGAGCCGACUGGGGGCGCCGCUGGAAGCAAAGGUCACAGCGUGGGCGUCACCCAGCCUUGCCUAAACGAUUCGGAUGGCGAUGGCGAGCCAGUGAAAAGUGGUCUAAUAUGCUCUUUUAGAAGCAAAGGUAAACGGUUGUCCAAAGACCAACUGGAGCGUUUAAUUGAGCGGCUAACCGUAGUGGAAAAUGAAAAGAACGGGAGAAAUCACAGAAUAAUCUUGCCGAAUUUACGAUAUUCUGCCUAUCUUGCGCGCAAGCAGCAUCAGCUGCGUGUCUUUUAUCACUCGUAAAUUAUAUAAUAUUGUGAAUUCCACAUUGUAAUUCUCCACAGCAGGCAUUCGGUAUAAUAAAAUUCUCGGGGCCA